UUCUCUGUUCGAAAGAUAAAAUCGGCACUGUCAUUUUAAUAUCAUUUGUCGUCAGUUAAUUUUCGGCAGAAAAGUGUGGCCGCCCGGUGCGUUUCCAAACGUUUAGAAAGAAGUAAAAAGUUAGUGGGUUUGUGUUCUUACGGUUUGAAAAUUAAAAACGCGGAAUAGCUUGUUAAAUAUUAAGUCAUGGCUGCAAUGUCGGUUAUUGGAAUUGAUCUAGGAAAUGAAUCCUGUUAUAUUGCCGUUGCAAAAGCAGGUGGCAUAGAAACAAUAGCUAACGAUUAUAGCUUAAGGUCCACUCCAUCGUACAUUGCGUUUUCCGGAAAGAAUCGGAUUCUCGGGGUCGCUGCCAAGAAUCAACAAGUUACAAAUAUGAAAAAUACAGUUUAUGGCCUAAAGAGACUUAUAGGAAGAAAAUUUAGAGACCCUCACGUUCAAAGGGAAAUUCAAAUGCUACCUUAUAACGUUUUGGAAGAUAAAAAUGGCAGCAUUGGUAUAAAGGUCCACUACUUAAAUGAAGAACACACCUUCUCUCCCGAACAAUGCCUAGCGAUGUUACUGACAAAACUGAAAGACACUGCUACUACCGCCCUUCAGACGCCCGUUAACGAUUGCGUCAUAUCGGUACCAUCUUAUUUUACGAACAAUGAGAGGAAAGCCCUGCUGGAUUCUGCAGCAAUUUCUGGGUUGAAUGUGCUGCGGCUUUUCAACGAGACGACCGCGACAGCUUUAUCGUACGGUAUUUACAAGCAGGACUUGCCAGGCACGGAGGAGCCGCCUCGCAAUGUGGUCUUCGUCGAUUGCGGUUACGCCUCGCUGCAGGUGUUUGCCUGCGCAUUCAACAAGGGCAAGUUGAAGAUGCUGACGUCAUCCUCGGACCCGAACCUCGGCGGCAGAGACAUAGACCGAUUGUUGGCGGACCAUUUCUCCAAAGAUUUCCAACAAAAAUACCACGUCGACGCUAAAUCCAGCCCGAGGGCGUACCUGAGGCUGUUAACCGAGGUUGAGAAAUUAAAAAAGCAAAUGUCUGCCAACUCGACUACGUUGCCUCUCGCCAUCGAAUGCUUCAUGAACGACAAAGACGUCAAGAGUGAAAUGAAGAGGGCGGAUAUGGAGGCGAUCUGCGCUGGGUUGUUUCAGCGAGUGGAGAGUACAAUGAGACAGUGUUUGCAAGCGUCCGGUUUAUCCCUCGACAAUAUAUACGCCGUGGAAAUAGUAGGCGGUUCGACUAGGAUCCCGGCGAUCAAGGCGCUCAUAGAGAAGGUGUUCAAUAAACACGCGAGCACCACCUUGAACCAAGACGAGGCCGUGAGUCGCGGCUGCGCAUUGCAAUGCGCAAUGCUAUCGCCGGCGGUUCGUGUCCGCGACUUUAACGUAACCGACGUUCAGAAUUACCCGAUUCAUCUUUCGUGGGACUCGAGCCCUAGCGGGGAAUCCGCUGGCGAGAUGGAAGUAUUCCCGGCGAACCACGCCGUACCGUUCUCCAAGCUGCUGACGUUUUAUAGAACCGAAGCGUUUUCAGUGAAGGCCUUCUACGGCGGGGACAUUCCGUAUCCCGACAAGAACAUAGGCACGUGGGUGGUGAAGGACAUCAGGCCGAGUCGCGACGGUAAAUCUCAAAAGGUGAAGGUGAAGGUGCGAAUCAACCUCCACGGUAUAAUGACGGUCUCGAGCGCGUCGCUCUACGAAGCGAAAGAAUCUCCCGAGCCGGAAUCUCCGGACUCGAAGCAGCAGCAGCAAGACGGGGAGGCGGACCUGAAAGAAAAUGGCGGCGCGGAACAACAGAACGUAGACGCGCCGAUGGCGGACGAAACCGCCAACGGGGCGGCGGCGGCGGCACCAGAGGUAGGCUCCGGCAGCAGCUGGACGAAGAAAAUAUCAGCCUGGUUCAGCGGGGACGGCGGGGACAACAAGAAAAAACUGGCCAAGUCGGUGGAGUUGCCGAUCGAAGCGCUAACUUUCGGCUUUUCGAACGUCGAGAUAAACAAGUUUACCGAGCAGGAGUACCAGAUGAUCGCGUCCGACAAGCAGGAGAAGGAGAGGGCGGACGCACGGAACGCCCUCGAGGAGUACGUCUACGAGCUGCGCAACAAGGUUUCGUCGAACGACGAGCUCGGCCAGUUCAUUUUGGAAUCCGAUCGGGAUGAGUUGGUGAGGCGGCUCGACGACAUGGAAAACUGGCUCUACGAGGAGGGCGAGGACUGCAACAAGCAGGUGUACAUCGAUAAAUUGGCCAACCUGAAGGUUAUGGGGGAACCAGUUCAGCAGCGCAGGCUCGAGCACGAACUGCGACCCGCCAUAGUCGAGGAUUUCGCCAAGUCGCUGCAGCUUUGCAUGAAAGCAUUGGAGCUUAUCAGGAAAAAAGAUCCCAAAUAUGGGCACUUGACCGGCGACGAAGUCAACAGCGUGGAGCAAGCUUUCAACCGAUAUUACCAGUGGCUGGAGGACAGCAGGGGCAAGCUGCAAAGCGCGCCCAAACAUCUGCCGCCACCAAUCACGAUCGCCCAAAUACGACAGGAGAAGGGGAGUUUCGAAUCGACGGUGAACGCAAUCUUGAACAAGCCCGCGCCCAAGGCGCCCUCUCCCCCGAAAGAAACCCAAGAACAACAGCAGAACGCGGAACAGUCGGGCGACAAGCUGAGCAACCAGCAGCAGCAGGACAACAUGGAGUGGUCGUCCACUUAACGCGUCCCGUUGUAUACAUAUAUAGGGUGGUAAUGGUCGAUGUGCAAAGAUUUGCGACGUCCAGUAUUGUCGGAGUAGUCCGAUCGAAAGCGAAUCUUUGCAUCGCGAAAUGUCGAGCCUUUUGCUUAGGUUAACGUGUUAAUUAUUAAUUAUAUGGCUUUGGUCGUCGUCGUCCCUUAAUAGAAAAAAAAUAAUAUAAUAAAUAAUAUUUCGCAGUGGCGGCGAGUGGGAGGCGCGACGACCCUCUUAAUCUUGGUCGAGCCCGUUUCUCGCCCUCAAAAUGGCCGCCGUCUUUGUGGCGGGCAUGCGCGGAAUCGUAAAAACAGAACAACAUUUUUUAUUGGCUUUUCCUAAUGAAAAUUUGGCAAUUGUCAGAAAAUCGGAAAACUUUAUUAAAUGCGUCCCAAAAUGCACACUUUUAAUUUAUAUUUUUCCAAAAUUGGGGGUCCUUGGUCUUUCCAUUCCUGCUAACCCAGCAAGUUGUUUCCUUUAAAAUUGGCCUCUGUUGAUCGUUGAAGCUCGUUUUACGUGAGAGAAAAACUCGGUUAAUAAUCGAAAUUACCGAAAUUAUAAAAGCACACUUUUUAUUGCCUUUUUCUAAAAAUAAACACAUUUUAAUAAAUGUCGGAAACUGGUCAUAAAUCUGAGGUUUUUAAAGGAAUAAUUAGUACUGUAACAUAUAAAAAUUUCAUUAAAUGAGGCCAGAGUGAUUUUUCGCCCUUUUGAAGGGAAACUGUCUAAUGGAUUUAAUGGUUUCUGUUUCUGUUUAUUAGUUCUCGGCAAAAAAAAAGAGUUAUAAAUUAUUGUUUUUCUUCCAACAUUUUUCCAGGCACCCAUCGUAGAGUUUUCUGAGGUUUCAUCCCAAGCUGCUUUUACGUUUUCUACGGCAUUUAUGUGUUUUUUUUUUCAAAAUUAACCAAUUGAAGGAUGGUCUCUCCAUUCCAGCUAAUUUAGCAAGUUGUUUGGAAGGACAAGCGAGGUAGUUUGCUUUAACAUUGGUAAUUAUCCCUUGAUCCAUUGGUUAAAUUAUAGAAAACAAACUACCUCAACAGGUUUUCCGGGUUUCCAAAUUUUCUGACUGACCUCUACCUCGACCUCGACCUUGUGCUUUAUAUAAUAACAACCUUUUUAAUUUUGAUUUCUGUUACUCACAGUAAGGUUUUUGCAAAGGAACAGCAAUGCUCAGUUUCGUCUUCACUCAUUUCUCUUUCCUCUGCUUAAUCAACUCGUACUUGCCAAAAAUGUUCCCGAGAUAUAUUUAUAAUUAAACUUGUUAAGCGGAGUUUGGUUCUCAAUCCAUUUAUUCGAAGGUAAUAUAACAUUUAGGCAUGCUAUAAAAAGACGUUUCACCUGAGAGAAAAAUCUGCGUAAUAAGUAAAAAUAAAUAAAUUACAGAUGGUUUUAUGUAACUCUUGCUUGGCUUUAGCUUUGAAGAAAAAAAAAACGUCAAAAAAAAAACGUCCAAAAAUGUUAGUUUUCCAUUUCCACUUUUAAAUAUUUUUUUAAAUGUUACUUUCUAAAAAUAAAUUAAAUAUAGUAAUUAGCGACUUAAUAUAAAUCGGACGAAGUUCUAUAGCAUAAGAAAAUUUCAUUAAUUUUUGCACUUACAUGGUGGCCAAAAAACCUUUUAAAGGGAAACCUCCUUGUUAAACAAAAACUGAAUUGUAAAAACCGCACAUGGAUAUCUGUUUGCGUUCCCCAGAGUGUUUUUUGAAAAUUCGCGUUUUUAAUAAAAUCACUGUAACUAAGUUUUGUGUUUCCAACGCAAUUUAUUAGUUUCAAUAUAACAUUCUUAAACCUAAAUCAUUCACGUUCUGAUAGAAGUUGGACAGUGCGACCAUAUUACAGAUGACAAUUAGGUGGGCGUGGCCCAAUUCCGAUGUCCCAUAUACAAAAUCCGUUGAUAAUCAAUAAAAUUAGUAGUUUUAAAAAUAUCGUAUUGAAAGCAUUAAAUGUCGCGCAAAACGUUGUUUUCUUUUUAAAUUGCUUAUUUUUCAAAACCUUUUGACUCUGGAACGGAAACAGAUACCAUCAAGUAUUUUAGGAGAAUCGAGCUCCAAACCUUGACAUUAGUUUUGGUUAGUUUUCAAAAAUUGGAUCAUCUGUCUGUGCGCAUGCCCCCAAAUUAAAGUUGCGGCAAUUCUUAAAAAAAAUUGCGAAAGUGAGAAACGGGCUUAUUAGUCAACGUGUUUUAUUGAAAUUUGUUCCGCCUUAGUCACACGUGCAUUUAAACACAACACAAUAUUUUUUUUUUACUUAGCCCCGCCACAUUGACGUAUUAAUCUUAGUUUUUGGUACGUUUCUUUUUGAUUCAGUUUAAUAAAAAACCGA
This is a messenger RNA of Cylas formicarius (sweet potato weevil), 5016 nucleotides long. It is a transcript of the gene Hsc70Cb, whose product is annotated as heat shock 70 kDa protein 4. Lineage: Eukaryota; Metazoa; Arthropoda; Insecta; Coleoptera; Brentidae. Gene Ontology annotation, cellular component: cytosol; nucleus. The transcript is spliced from 10 exons. Gene Ontology annotation, molecular function: ATP binding; ATP-dependent protein folding chaperone. Gene Ontology annotation, biological process: protein folding. The coding region runs from base 187 to 2685 and encodes 832 amino acids. The record is from RefSeq and is a predicted model, not a curated record.